GAAAAUAUAGAAUAGAGAAGAAAGUACAGUUCAGUUGCAUUCACUUCUAAGUCCGUUAUAAUUGCAUUCCAUCUUAAGGUAUAUUUUUAUUCAAGGUAUGCACUUAUAGUAAUGUUGCACCGGCUUCCAUUAGUAGGAAUUGUUCUUGUUUAUUGACACAUUCAAUAUGGCGGCGCCGUUGACGUUCAUUCCUUGCCAAACAUGGGGUCUAUUUAUUCGCGUCCACGAAGCUAGCGCCAAGGUUGCGGAGGAAGGCGGAGGCUUCUCCGUAUUGCAAAAUGUUGAGCCGACUGACUCCAAGGUUGUCUCGGCAGUUGCUCCCCUGACGCCCUCUACACAGCGCGCGCGCACGCACGCACGCACGCGUCGAGCCAAGCCGCUGCGGCUUCUCGCUCGUGCUACCACUGACGUCGCAUGGCCGCUGGAGCGUGCUGCAAGUGCCCCAUCUCGCUGGCCGUGUUCAAGCGCUCUCUGUCGGUGGCGCCACGGGGCCCGACGCCCGCCUGUCCCCGCUUGCUGCUGUCGGGCCGAAGGCUGGGCGAGCGGGGCCUGCGGGGAGCCGCGCGCUCGUCCAGCGUUCCGAGAGCGACGGGCUUCGGUCGUCACGCGGCCUUGUGUUGUCUGUCGUGCCAGGAGUCCAUGAGCCAGAGCCUGAGGACGUGUUACGUGUACCUGAACCAAACCAGCAGGAGCUUUGCGGCUGUCAUUCAGGCCCUGGACGGCGAGCUAAGACACGCCGUGUGCAUUUUCUACCUGGUUCUCCGGGCGUUGGACACAGUGGAGGACGACAUGAGCAUCCCCCUGGACAAAAAAGUUCCCAUGCUGAACGAUUUCCACACCUACCUGUACCAGGACGCCUGGAGCUUCAGCGAGAGCCAGGAGAAAGACCGGCAAGUUCUGGAGGACUUCCCCACGAUAUCUUUGGAAUUCCGAAACCUGGCUGAAGAAUAUCGGGUGGUCAUCUCGGACAUCUGCCGCCGGAUGGGAGUCGGAAUGGCGGAAUUCCUGGAGAAGAAAGUCGGAUCCAUGAAGGAGUGGGACAAGUAUUGCCACUUUGUGGCAGGGCUGGUGGGCAUAGGCCUGUCUCGCCUCUUCUCGGCGUCCCAGCUGGAGGAGCCGGAGGUGGGCUGGGACACGGACUUGGCCAACUCCAUGGGCCUGUUCCUCCAGAAGACCAACAUCAUCCGAGACUAUCUGGAGGACACCAAGGAGGGACGUGCCUUCUGGCCACAAGAGGCAUGGAGCCAGUUUGCGGGCCGUCUGGAGGACCUGGCGCAGCCCGAGAAGCUGGAGUCGGCUCUGUCCUGUCUCAACCUGCUGGUCACGGACGCGCUGCGUCACGUGCCGGACGUCAUCGCCUACCUGGCCCGCCUGCGCAACCAGAGCGUCUUCAACUUUUGCGCCAUCCCUCAGGUGAUGGCGAUAGCUACCCUAUCAUCGUGCUACAACAACCCGCUGGUGUUCCAGGGGGUGGUGAAGAUCCGAAAGGGGCAGGCCGUCACACUCAUGAUGGAGGCCACCAACAUGCGAGCCGUGCAGAACAUCAUCAGCCAGUACAGCCAGGAGAUUCUGCACAAGGUCUCGCUGGAGGACCCGUCGCGGGACGAGACGCUGCGCAUCUUGGCGCUCAUAAGGGAGAAAUCGCAGUCGUCAGACCUGCCCGUCAGGAGCCAGCACCUGUCGCCCGUGUACCUGUCGGCCGCCAUGCUGCUAGCGGCCGUGAGCUGGCAGUACCUGAGCGCCACGGCGGCGCGGGCCCAAGGUGCCGGCGACAUGCAGGGACAGUAGCGGACUCGGGAAUGCCAGCCCCUUCGCUGCCCUCGGAAGGUCCACUUCUCCACUGAAUAGACAGACAACAUUUGAGAGGUUCUUGAGACAUUCGGGGGUGAUCAGUUUUACCAAAGGACAGAAUUUGGGUGGACAUGUCUAUCCUAAAAGGACACAAUGAAAAGUCUCCUGGACUCAUGCCUGCAAUUGAACGGGAAGUUGGCAGUUUUGGAAAAAGUCCAACAUUCAUGAUAAAAAUGUCUCAGAUGCCCCGACUGCCCAAACGUCGUCUUUUUGUUGAAUUUUUGUUGCUUUUAUUUUGCUCAAAUUAUGUACAUCUAUGACCGAUAGGCUAAAUAUAGACACAGAUAUGUUGUCUAUUUCAAACCCUUCGAGAAAUGUUUCUCAUUCUGGGGUGUUUAUUUUUUUAAAACUUAAAAGAGAAUGAUAUCUAGUUCUGUGUGAGUGUAUGUGUCGUGUACAUGAUGGAGUUGUGAGGCUGUUAGUAAAGUGUCCUUAAGUGAGCUUUGGCCAGCACAAAGACACCGAAGGUCUAGCUCUCCAAAACAUUGCUACUCAAUGAGAUCCUUGUUACAUUUGCUACUUUGUACAGAUCCGAGAAAAUAAAGCAAAAGAACAAAUUUGAAAAAAAAGAAGUAUAUAUUCAUAUCUUCAAUAUAAUGUCGUCCGUGAUCUGUAAAAUAUAGUAUGUAUACUAUAUAAAGAAACACAAUU
This is a messenger RNA of Syngnathus acus (greater pipefish), 2502 nucleotides long. RefSeq names its product farnesyl-diphosphate farnesyltransferase 1 (gene fdft1). The transcript is spliced from 7 exons. Bases 415 to 1788 code for a protein of 457 amino acids. Gene Ontology annotation, cellular component: endoplasmic reticulum membrane. Gene Ontology annotation, biological process: cholesterol biosynthetic process; farnesyl diphosphate metabolic process. NCBI's taxonomy places the organism in Eukaryota, Metazoa, Chordata, Actinopteri, Syngnathiformes, Syngnathidae. Gene Ontology annotation, molecular function: squalene synthase [NAD(P)H] activity. The record is from RefSeq and is a predicted model, not a curated record.